This is a messenger RNA of Pyrus x bretschneideri (Chinese white pear), 2180 nucleotides long. Its product is annotated as pentatricopeptide repeat-containing protein At3g50420-like. The coding region runs from base 19 to 2136 and encodes 705 amino acids. Gene Ontology annotation, cellular component: intracellular membrane-bounded organelle. Gene Ontology annotation, biological process: RNA modification. The transcript has a single exon. The record is from RefSeq and is a predicted model, not a curated record. NCBI's taxonomy places the organism in Eukaryota, Viridiplantae, Streptophyta, Magnoliopsida, Rosales, Rosaceae. Gene Ontology annotation, molecular function: RNA binding; protein binding.
AGUGUUGAACUAAUUUAUAUGCCACCGUCGUAUGAGAUAGCAGCUCUGAUACAAAAAUGCACCUCCGUAACCUCGCCGAAACAAGCGCGGCAGCUCCACGCUCUCCUCCUUACCACGACCACCGUCGGCUCGCGCUCGCCGUACCUGUACAACAAUGUCAUAUCCAUGUACUGGCGAUGUGGAUCGCUUGGGGACUCGCGGAAGGUGUUUGACAAAAUGCCUCAACGAAAUCUGGUUUCAUUCAAUACGCUCAUUGCGGCCUAUUCCCGGGACUCAAACAGUGCGAUUUUGGCUUGUGAGCUAUUUAACGAAAUGGGAGUUGAAUGUCUUAGGCCAAAUGGUUCGACUUUCACGAGCUUACUGCAGGCGUUUUAUACUCUUGAGGAUUGGUUGGUUGGCUCUUUGAUUCAUGCCCAAGUUCUGAAGUUUGGGUUCUUGAGUGAUGUUUGUCUUCAAACUGCUUUACUUGGGAUGUACUCCAACUGUAGGGAUUUGGAAUCCGCGAGGAAAGUUUUUGGCGGGAUGGUUGAUAAAGAUGUUGUUGCUUGGAAUUCAAUGAUUUUUGGGAAUUUGAAGAAUGAUGAGACAGCGGAAGGGCUUUCUCUCUUUGAUGGCAUGUUGAGGACUGGAAUUGUUCCUACUCAAUUCACAUAUUCAAUGGUCUUGACUGCUUGCAGCAGAUUUAGAUAUUUUUAUCUGGGGAAACUCAUCCAUGCCAGAGUCAUAGUUUCAAAAACGCUAGCUGAUUUAGCUUUGCAGAAUUCCUUGCUUGAUAUGUAUUGCAAUUCUGGUGACACCCGAGUAGCAUUUGGCGUGUUUAAGGGAAUGUGCAACCCGGAUUUGGUCUCUUGGAACACAAUGAUUUCUGGGUGUUCGGAACAUGGUGAUGGUGAGAAGGCCAUGAAUUUAUUUGUCCAGUUGAAGAAAACGUCGUUUCUUAAACCAGAUGAGUAUACUUUUGCAGCCAUCAUAUCCGCAACAGGCACAGAUCUAGUUUCCAACUAUGGCAAGUCACUUCACGGACAGGUCACAAAAGCAGGAUUUGAGAAGAGCAUUUUUGUAGGAACUACACUAGUGUCUAUGUAUUUUCGAAAGGCUGAAUCAGAUGAUGCUCAGAAGGUGCUUUAUUCCAUCAAUAAGAAGGAUGUUGUUCUAUGGACUGAGAUGAUCAUGGGUUUUUCGAGAUUGGCUGAUGGGGAGAGUGCAAUUAAGUUCUUUUAUGAAAUGUGCCAGGAAGGCUAUGAGAUUGACAGCUUUGCUCUCAGUGGAGUGUUGAGUGCUUGUUCCGACCUUGCCAUGCUAAAACAAGGUGAGAUGAUUCACUCAUGGGCCGUAAAAACUGGGCACGAUGUUGAAAUGUCAGUUUGCGGGAGUCUUGUAGAUAUGUAUGCAAAAAAUGGUAGCCUUGAAGCUGCUUGUUCUAUAUUUUCCCAAGUUUCGGACCCUGAUUUGAAAUGCUGGAACUCAAUGCUCGGAGGAUAUAGUCAUCACGGCAUGGCAGAGGAAGCAUUGAAGCUGUUUUUCAAGAUAGAAAAACACGGUCUGAGACCAGACCAAGUAACAUUUCUGUCUCUACUCUCAGCUUGCAACCACAGUGGUUUGACUGAAGUAGGAAAGUUUUUGUGGAGAUGCAUGAAGGAAAACGGUAUCACACCUGGGCCUAAGCACUACUCUUGUAUGGUGAGUUUGUUAAGCCGAGCUCGGUUGUUGGAUGAGGCAGAGGAGCUUAUCAUCAGUUCACCGUUUAAUGAAAAUCUUGAACUGUGGAGAACUUUGCUGAGCUCGUGCGUCGUCAAUAAAAAUUUGAAAACAGGAGUUCAUGCAGCACAGCAGGUUUUAAGUUUGGACUCAGAAGACAGUGCAACGCAUAUUUUGCUGUCAAAUCUCUAUGCUGCUGCAGGAAAAUGGGAUAGUGUUGUCGAAACAAGGAGAAAGAUUAGGGUACUGACGUCAGAAAAGGAUCCUGGACUAAGCUGGAUUGAAGAUAGGAGUAAUAUUCAGGUAUUCUGUUCCGGCGUUCGAUCAGAACAGGAGGUAGGUGAAGCCGAAGCUGCAUUACAUUCGUUACAAGGAAGCAUGGUAAGAUUACAAACAGAUGAAUUUGAUGAACCGAUUUAUAAUUUACAUGAAAUGUAGGACUUUGAAACAUCAUUACUUGGAAGUUUAUUGAAACAAUACAA